UUUCUAUGAUCUAGUUCCAAUCUUUCCCAUUAGGUAAGCGAUGAUUCGGAAUGUUCAGUCCCGACAUAACUCUACUCCAAAAUAUGCUCCUAUUACAAAGAAUGAUAUGCAGAGCCAUAAUAAAAACCUUGACAGGAGGCUUGUGCGACGAGUGAACGUUCAUGCACAAUGUGGAGUAAGGCGGUAACAUGGAUGCCAGUUCUUCGUGCGUGAGAAUAAUAUUCGCAGAGUGCUGAGGUAUCUACCGAGCUCGCAACAGGGACGGGAAAAGUCGAGGCUCAAGCGUGAAUCUUGUGAAUGCCUCUGAAGCGAAGUGGGCGAUAGAAGCCCAAUCCGGAUUCUCAACAUACGCACAUCGUCGGGGGAGAAGAGCAGGUUUUUUGGAAGGGGUGUCAGCAUGGGAUGGAUUGCUUUCGGAUGGUGAUUGUGAGUUGAGGGAGCGGUAGUUUAGAGUCGAGUCGCUCAAUUUGUUGGCCGAGACUUGUCGCAGACGAUUGCUCCUCUUAUGCCUCUUGACAGCCGCAGCGCAGGAGAGGGAAGGAGCGAUGGAUUUGGGGAGACGGCAGGGCGACUACGCGCAGUAUGCUCAAGAGAAGCGUCAACGAGAGCGCGAACAGGCAUAUGAAGAUUCACUUGCAGAAGACAUGGGGCAGGAUUUCUUUCUCCCCAUUUCGCAUAGGCCCUCGGAGAACCUGAGAAUGGACAAUAUGGAACAAGCGUCCGUUGACACACAGCUUUCAUCGUCCAACGUAGGCUUUAAGUUGUUGCAGAAGAUGGGUUGGAAGGGUAAAGGUCUUGGUAAAGAUGAGCAAGGGAUCACUGAACCUAUCAAGGCCGGCACUCGGGAUCCCAAAUUAGGGUUGGGAAAGCAAGAGCAAGACGAGUUUUACACAGCAGAAGAGAACGUACAUCGGAAAAAACUAGAGGUUGAACUGGAGACAACUGAAGAACUUGCGAAGAAGCGAGAGGUGGAGGCAGAACGUGAGCAGAAAAUCCAAACUGAAGUCAAGGAGAUUCGCAAGGUGUUUUAUUGUGAACUCUGCAACAAGCAGUACAAGCUGGCUGUGGAGUUCGAGACCCACCUAAGCUCCUAUGAUCACAAUCAUAAGAAGCGUUUCAAAGAGAUGAAGGAGCUACAAGCUAGUCGCAGUCGAGAUGAGCGACAAAAGAGGGAGCAAUUGCGAGAGGAGAAAGAGAUGGCAAAGUUCUCUCAGCUAGCCGAAGCUCAAAGGCAGCAGCAGCAAGUGUCGCAGAAUAAGGCAACUGCAACACCUAUCUCAAGUGCUCCAGCUCCUGGAGCCUCCCAAGAUCAGCGAACGACGCUUAAGUUCGGCUUCGGUUCCAAGGUUGCCACUACUAAGAUGUCGUUUGGAUCUACUGCGAAGAAAUCGAAGGUUAUGGCUAGACAUUCUACUUUUCAAGAUGAUAGCGAUUAGUAGUGUCAGGAUAGUCUAGCAAUUACUUUGUACAACAUGUAUAUUUAGUGUAUCUAAGUGGUCGCUGCCGGAUGAGAGGCGCUUGAAAGAAGACAUGUAACAACAACAUCCUCACACCGCGAAGUGGUUGUCACUCCAAUAGAAUGGUAAUGAGGAUACUGUUCUAAGCUGCUGCAAGUUUUCUCCUUUCUCGGUAGUGAGGUCAAGUCUCGGAUAUGGAAAUGCCGACCCUCGUAGGCUCGGAUGCCCAAGAGUAAUUAAAGGUUUUACUAAAGAGCAGGUUUUACGUUGAGGUUAUUAGGCUAAAAUGCGAAGAGCGAUUUGCCUUAUCUAUAGUCUGGUUGUAGCUUCAAAAUGUAAAGCGCAGAAAUGUAAUCUGAUUUUAUUUAUCAGAGACAUCCGCCCGGCUCAAAAUAUGUGCCCGGUUUCCAUACUGUGGCCCA
This is a messenger RNA of Marchantia polymorpha subsp. ruderalis, 1879 nucleotides long. NCBI's taxonomy places the organism in Eukaryota, Viridiplantae, Streptophyta, Marchantiopsida, Marchantiales, Marchantiaceae. The record is from the annotation of a GenBank genome assembly.